Messenger RNA from Exophiala xenobiotica, 2198 nucleotides. RefSeq names its product succinate dehydrogenase, flavoprotein subunit. The record is from RefSeq and is a predicted model, not a curated record. The transcript is spliced from 4 exons. Gene Ontology annotation, molecular function: electron transfer activity; succinate dehydrogenase (quinone) activity; flavin adenine dinucleotide binding. Gene Ontology annotation, biological process: tricarboxylic acid cycle; mitochondrial electron transport, succinate to ubiquinone. Lineage: Eukaryota; Fungi; Ascomycota; Eurotiomycetes; Chaetothyriales; Herpotrichiellaceae. Bases 97 to 2079 code for a protein of 660 amino acids.
CCAACCCUUCCAUUGAACUCUUUGAUUGUAUUGUCUGUUGUAGCGUGCAAAACCAUGUUCUCCAGCUGAAACCAUGACCAGCUCGUCUUCGCCAUAAUGAACACAUUCACGUCUGCGGUUUGUAACGCAGCUCGCUUGGCUCGAGCCUCGUUGAACAUCCGCCACUCUCAGGGUCCCAUUCACCGAUCGUCAAGAUGGAUAUCCCGGCCACAGGCACGAAAUCUGCACCAAAGACGCCGAGCGACGACUUCAUCCGUCCAUGCAUUCGACAAGAAAUUUGAUGUGAUUGAUCACCAAUAUGACGCUGUUAUUAUUGGAGCUGGAGGCGCCGGUCUACGUGCCGCAGUGGGCCUGGCAGAAUCUGGCCUAAAUACUGCGGUUGUAACGAAACUGUUUCCCACGCGGUCUCAUACUGUCGCAGCCCAAGGCGGCAUCAAUGCUGCCUUGGGGAACAUGCACGCAGAUGAUUGGAGAUGGCACAUGUAUGACACCGUCAAAGGGUCCGACUGGCUUGGCGAUCAGGAUGCCAUUCACUACAUGUGCAGGGAAGCCCCAAGAGCCGUUCGAGAGCUAGAAGAGUACGGAAUGCCAUUCAGUAGGACUCAAGAUGGCACAAUCUAUCAGCGCCCACUGGGUGGGCAAUCACUGGAAUAUGGGAAUGGUGGUCAGGCACAUCGAACAGCCUGUGUGGCUGAUCGGACAGGCCACUCCAUGCUUCAUACAUUGUAUGGCCAGGCGCUCAAGCACGACUGUCAAUUCCACAUUGAGUGGUUCGCGCUUGAUCUGAUAAUGGACGGGAAGGAUUGUAUAGGCCUAACAGCUUUGGAUAUGGAGACAGGCACGUUGCACAGGGUUUUUGCAAGGAAUACAAUUUUAGCAACUGGAGGCUACGGCCGGGCCUACUUCAGUGCAACGAGUGCCCAUACUUCCACUGGAGACGGUCUGGCGAUGGCGAGUAGGGCUGGACUUCCCCUGCAAGAUAUGGAGUUUGUACAAUUCCAUCCUAGCGGCAUAUAUGGCGCAGGUGUCCUCAUCUCAGAGGGUGCCAGAGGAGAGGGAGGAUACUUACUGAAUGGUCAAGGCGAGCGUUUCAUGGAACGUUACGCACCUACCGCGAGGGAUCUUGCGUCAAGAGAUGUCGUCAGUCGAAGUAUGAACAUGGAAAUUCGUGAAGGUCGAGGCUGUGGUCCAGACAAAGACCACAUCUACCUUCAACUAUCCCACCUGCCAAAGGAGAUUCUCCUGGAGAGACUGCCAGGCAUCGCCGAAACUGCUAGCAUCUUCUCAGGAGUGGACAUCACUAAGGAGCCCAUCCCAGUUAUACCGACAGUCCAUUAUUGCAUGGGUGGUAUACCCACGAAUUGGAAGGGCCAGGUCCUGGACGUCAAUCCCGAAAACGGAAAAGAGACUAUCGUCAACGGCCUGUAUGCCGCUGGCGAGGUCGCGUGCGUUUCAGUACAUGGGGCAAAUCGUUUGGGUGCCAAUUCAUUGCUCGAUAUCGUCGUAUUUGGCCGUGCAGCUGCCGGCCACAUUGCAGAGAAUAAUGAGAAAGGGAUGCCCGUCUUCAGGAAUGGCGGCAACAUCAACCCGGAAACUGGAAUCGAGGGAUUCGUCGACCUCGAGCGCUUGAGAACUGCCGAUGGAAGCAAACUGACUGCCGAAUUGCGCUCGGAUAUGCAAAAAGCCAUGCAGACGGAUGUUGCAGUGUUCAGAAAUGAGGAGAGCCUGUCAACUGGAUUGCAGAGACUGCAGCAGGUCGAGCAAGUAUUCAACACGGAUGUCUGCGUCAAAGACAAGUCUUUGAUAUGGAACUCGGAUCUUGUGGAAACACUGGAAAUGAGAAACCUCUUGACAUGCGCAACACAGACAGCCAAGAGUGCGCUGGAACGAAAAGAGUCGCGUGGUUCUCAUGCAAGAGAAGACUUUCCGGAUCGUCUGGAUGACGAAUUUAUGAAGCACAGUUUAAGCUGGCAGCAGGACGUUGGCCAGGAGGUUUCGAUAGGCUAUCGCGAUGUGGUGUUCACGACUUUGGAUCAGAACGAGUGUAAGACUGUGCCGGCCAAGAAAAGAACAUAUUAGACUCCGGAUGGAAGAUCUUCAAUCGUGGCUGAUGGGGUCCUGACUAUCGCGAUGAGGAGUGGACAAGCUCAGAGCUCUGACGUCCAAGACUAGAAAUAUAGAGGCUCUUGAUCCUGCCA